Messenger RNA from Amphimedon queenslandica, 3963 nucleotides. Its product is annotated as rab3 GTPase-activating protein non-catalytic subunit-like. Gene Ontology annotation, biological process: regulation of GTPase activity. NCBI's taxonomy places the organism in Eukaryota, Metazoa, Porifera, Demospongiae, Haplosclerida, Niphatidae. The transcript has 29 exons. Bases 33 to 3935 code for a protein of 1300 amino acids. The record is from RefSeq and is a predicted model, not a curated record.
UUUUAUCUAGUCUAAGCCACGCCCGUAACAAUAUGGCGGUCGAGAUGAAGUCAGUUUUGUUGAUGCCAAAAGGACCUCUCUCUUCGAUUUUAUUAGAUGAAGACUCCGAGCAUGAUAUUAUGCAUUCUUUUUGUCCUACUGGCCGUCUAUUUGCUUUUCUCACACAAGCUCAGGCACAGUUCAUUGCUACUGAAGGUCAUCCUAAUAUGUCCACUGUCUCUAGUACAUUAUAUGCUAAUAGUUUCAUUGGGAAAUUGGAUGUAAUUACUGACCCCAUACUACCAGCGCCGUUAGCUACAGCUGUGUGUGUGUUACCUAUAGCGCUGAUAAAAGGUGGAGUCCCUCAGUUAUCAAGUAUUGUGAUGAUUGGAUUCGAUGAUGGAUCUAUUGCUGCUUAUUCAAAAUCUGGUAGGAUGAUAUUCAUGCAACAGUUAUCACCUGAUAACUCUGUCAUUAAAAUUAGAACAAUGUCUACCGCUCAGAAACAAAGCACAAGCAGUAUCAUAGUCUUGUUUAAUGGUGGCAUAGUGUGCAUCAUUGAUGGUAUUAGUCUCUCUGAACUUAUCGAAGAGAAAGUAUCAGAUAAAAGUGAUGCUGCUGGUGCUCAAACUCAUUUAAUUUAUAAGAAAUAUAGUUUGGAGCAGCAGACAGGAAGAUUAGAUGCUGCAUUGAUAGGUCAUUCUUUACCAUCUUAUUUCGAUCAUUUAAGAGAGGCUAGUGUAGUAGACGGCUAUGAAAGUAUUAUCAAGCAAGGGCCACUUAAUGAAGCUAAACUAAUAGUAGUGGGAGAACAGCCCAUGAUAUCAUUAUACAGACUGAAUAAAGAUGCUGGUAGUAUCAAUGUCAGUGAGGUGGUCCAUGAGGUUGCUUCAAGGAUGACUAAUGCUGUUUUAGAUAAAUUAUCAUUCGCCUCCGGUUGGCUGGGAUGGGGAGGAGCCAAUCGUAAGACCACACCCACUUCGCCCCCUCAACAGCAAGAAGAGAAGCAGCAGAGAUCACUGAACAUACGAAUGAGUACUAAUAUACCGGAUUUGAGGAGAGUUGUGUGUUCCAUCUCUGUCUCUCCGUUAGCUGAUCUUGCUGCUUUAGUUGACGAGUUUGGGAGGAUCUUAUUGUUAGAUAUUAAUAAUCUGAUAAUCAGGAGGAUGUGGAAAGGUUAUCGUGGUGCCCAGUGUGGUUGGUUGUUGGUGUCUGAUCCAGUCAAUACUGAGAGGCAGACCCAGUGCUUGUGUGUUUAUCUACCAAGAAGAGGAAUAAUAGAAUUCUGGCCAGUACAGUGUGGGCUAAGAGCUGGUGUUUGUUCUAUAGGCAGAAACUGCACCAUCUUCUAUACCAACCGAGCUAUCUUUGGUAGAGGAGACGUCAUCAAAGGAUUGAAUAUACCAUCACCAUCUUUUGGGGAUAUGCUAAUGGCACUAACCCCUGAAGGGCACCUGGUCACUUUUACUGUGCCCUUCUCCUCUCUUGUGAAGAGGAAUAAUCCACUAUCUCAUGAUUUUCACAUUUUGCAGAAUCUUCAAAAGAAUCUCAUUAAAGGGGAGGAAUUGGCUGGUGGGUCAUUUGAAAAUGUUUGUACAGGCGUGAAAUCAUCGCAAUCAUUAUUAGAAGUUAUACAGAUACUGAUUAAGAAUUAUUCUAAAGGGAACAGAUCUUCAUUUACUGCAACUCUUGAUAUUGCCAUCAACAGAUGCACCUCUAAUAAAAACUGUAGUGUCCCGGUUGAAUUAUUAAAUCAUUUCAAAAUCAUUAAAAGUUUGUCUGUGAUGUAUUUUGAAAUUGAAGACAACAUUAAUAUAAUUAGCAGUAAGGAUGUCCCUGUGAUUAGCUCAUUAUACGAGUGUCUCGAUAAUUUUGUCGGAAUGAAAUCUAAAAUUGAAAUAAUUUCUCAGCUAAUAACGUUAUAUUAUGGGCUGUAUCAGUCGUCAAUGAAUGUCACACCCACUUUUUCACUGGCUGAUUUUCUGUUUUGUUUUGAAGUCGGUGUCUGUGAAGUGAGUUGCUUGUUGCCAGAAUCAACCAAUCAGAUUGCAGCCGGAACUGCUAUCGAUCACUUCUCAUUAGACGUUGAGAUUAAAUCAGAUUUGUCUCAGUCAAUGUUAAUGAGCUUAGCAUCUUUUAUAUAUCAGGUCCCUUUGUUAAGGUGUAAUUGUACUGGUUUAAAUCAAAUCCUUGUUAAUUGUCCUGUCUCAUGUUAUUCAUUAACUGUUUUAUUAAUCAAAUAUUUUGCUAGUGAUUUUAUACCAGAGGCUGAGGCUUCGUUAAUUUUAUCAUCUUUAUAUUCAAUACUCUCCACAUUAAUAAAGAAAAUACAUGAAAAGGACAAGCUGCACAGUGAGGUGUUAGAUGUAUUAUCGUGUACAUCAUUUGUUGGUCAGGCUCUCUUGGUUGCUCUGUUGUGUCAAAAACUAAUGCUUAAUCUGGACGGUGGGAGGAGGAGCAAGGAGGAGAAAGAGGAGGAGGAGGAAUGGGAGACUGUUAGGGUUGAAGAGGAGGUGUGGUCAAUACUAAUUGAUCAAUUAAUGAUAUUAACGAGAUUAACAUUGAUAACUGGCUCAAUGACACAACCACUCCCACCAAUAAUGUACGUCAGCGAUGAAUUUGAGGGAGACAUUGGACAAAUGGAAUUAAAUCCUUUAUUUAAAGGCAAUCAAGUUGUAUCUGUGAAUACACUGGAGAGGUGUGGCCCAGUUUUAUUGACUAACUGUAUAGCUAGGAGGAUUGUUGAUAAGAGAGAGAACGGACUCUCAACCUCAGAGCUUUGGAAUAAUCCAAUUAAUAAUGAAAUAUUACUAGAGCUGUUGAAAAUGUUUCCUCACUCAUUGUCACUGGAUAAUGUCCUGGUCUACUGUGCAAUUCAUUCAGCCAGUCAAUGGAAUAAGGAAUCAUCUGACAUGAUAUCACUAUCCUUGAAUUAUAUUGAGUACAUCCAAUCACCAAUAGUCACUAGAGGUGUAUGCAGUUUCCUAUGGCAUGUGUAUCUAGAGAAGAACUUCUUCCAGUUAUUAGAGGACUCAAAAAAGACUGUUGUGUGUAGAAAUAGCUACAAUGCGAGUCUUUUGUGGGCUGGGAGAAGCUUGUUACAUUGUCUAGAACAGCUAGCAUUCUGUAGAGAGGACCUGACUGAUACUCCGACUGAAAGUACAUUGAUUCACAGUCCUUCAGGUAUAUUAUUCCUUCAUUCACUCAUAAAGCUGUUCCCAUCCCUGGACUCCACUCUACUCUCAACUGGUAUUCAGCUAUUGCUACAAGGAGAGAUUCUCUUGGAUGCUGGCUCCACUCUCAGUGUCUUUACUUACUAUGCUCCUGUGGUGCGGUCUUGGUUCAAGAAAGGAUUGUUCCUCUCAAGUUAUAAAAGUGGAGACAAUGUUGGUAAAGCUGUCAUACAAAAGAGGACUAAGUUUCUUAAUGAUGCUGUUAUAAAUAUCAUAAAAGACAGGGAGCCAUCAAUUGCUUCACUGGUUUCAUUCUCUUCAUUAAGAAGUCAACCAGUAACACAAUGCUCUUGCUCUGCUAAAGGCUACACCGAGAUCUCUCUCUCAUUGUCAUCACUCUGGGGAGUGAGUGGUGUCCAGUAUCACUGGAUAGCUAAUCUAUUGUGUGCUGGAUUCACUGACAAAGGAUUAAAUAUAUUCCAUUCCUUGAGUUCAGAGAAAGAGUCAGUUGCUAAUCAGCUACUACAUGUAACGGGUCAACUGUGUGGCUAUUUAAUGAAUAAUAUUGAGGUAUCAAGACAGUCGAGUGUAUUAGCACAAUCACCUCCUAGUCUACUGGAAUGGAUUAGGAAACAGAAAAAUUACUUUUCAUUUAUUGAGUCUAAGCCGAAAUGUACUGGUAACGAUCUUUUGUUUGUUAUGGAUAGUCUAAGGCCGCAUAUUGACCGGAAGAAUGAAAAUAUAAUAAAUGAACUCAUUGUUUUUAUUAAAUUAAUUAACUAAGAUAUUAUACAGCAACGUGACUGUACAG